Messenger RNA from Sesamum indicum (sesame), 1484 nucleotides. Its product is annotated as NAD(P)-binding Rossmann-fold superfamily protein. Gene Ontology annotation, molecular function: oxidoreductase activity; nucleotide binding. Gene Ontology annotation, biological process: NADPH regeneration. The record is from RefSeq and is a predicted model, not a curated record. NCBI's taxonomy places the organism in Eukaryota, Viridiplantae, Streptophyta, Magnoliopsida, Lamiales, Pedaliaceae. Gene Ontology annotation, cellular component: cytoplasm.
AACUUACAAAAACCAAGAAAGAAGCUAAACUGGACUAACUAGUGUGAAAGAAACGUUACAAAGUCUGAGACCAAGAUCCGAGGCUCCCACUCCAUCAUCAACCGAUCAAUGGAGCAGACGCCGCCGCAGAUAGCCAUUAUUGGCGCCGGCAUCUUUGUCCGCAAUACUUACAUUCCCAGAUUAGCUGAAAUCUCCAACUUGUUAGUUCUAAGAGCCAUUUGGAGCCGCUCUGAGGAAUCAGCCAGAGGUGCUGUUGAGACUGCUAAAAAGUUUUUCCCAAAUGUGGAAUGUAAGUGGGGAGAGGCAGGACUCGAGGAGAUCAUUCAAGAUGCUUCCAUCAUUGGUGUGGCUGUGGUCCUUGCAGGGCAGGCUCAGGUGGAUAUGUCACUGAGGUUGCUGAAGAGUGGAAAACAUGUCCUGCAAGAGAAACCUGCUGCAGCGUCUGGUACUGAGCUGAAUGCAGCGAUAUCAAGCUACAGUUCUUUACAACCCGCUCCAAUUUGGGCAGUUGCUGAAAACUAUCGUUUUGAACCUGCCUUUGUGGAGGGCAAAAAACUGAUGGCUGAAAUUGGAGACGUUAUUAAUAUCCAUGUCAUUAUUGAAGGAUCAAUGAAUAGCUCAAAUCCAUACUUUUCAAGUUCUUGGAGACGCGACUUUGUUGGGGGUUUCAUUCUAGAUAUGGGUGUGCAUUUCAUUUCUGGGUUAAGAAUGCUGGUUGGGUGUGAAAUAACUUCGGUUUCAGCUAUUACCUCUCAUGUUGAUACAACUUUGCCUGCCCCUGAUCAUAUCUCCUCAACAAUUCAACUGGAGGAUGGGAGUUCUGGAGUUUUUGUGAUGGUUGUAUCAUCUAGAUCUCCAAAGGUGCUGUGGCGAAUUGUGGGCUUGAAGGGGACGUUACAAGUUGAGCGAGGAUCCAAGGAUGGGAAGCAUGGAUACACAGUUGUUCUUUUUACGGCUGAUGGCCAAAACAAAAGCUGGUUUUACCCAUUCAGCGGCGUGACUGAGGAGCUUAAAACUUUCUUGUCAGAUAUUUCACAGGCGAACCUAAAGAAGGACGGCAGCCACCAGGUCGAGCCUCGCAUUUCUUUCCUUGAAGGCGCCCGAGACGUUGCUGUUUUGGAUGCAAUGCUUGAAUCUGGGAAGAGGCAAGGCGUGGCUGUCCAAGUAAAAAAGUUUUAGCUUCCGUUUUUAGCAAGAGACAUGUGCAAUUCAUGAGGUAUUCCAGAAUUAACUGGCUUUUGUUUCCGAUAGUAGAACUAUUAAAACAACUUCAUUCACAUUUAAAUUUUACUUCUUUUCUCACUUUAACCUGAUCAAGCAGCAUCUCCAUGAUACAUUGAAUAUAUGCAAUUUGAAAAACCCUGUAUCAGGAUGUCUGUAUCUUUACUUGCAAGGGAGAAGGCAACGUUUGAGCUUAUGUCUCUCAUUUUCAUAUAGUGUGGGAUGACAGUACCCUCAUAAUUACAUUCUUAGUCACUUUACUA